AUGGCGUACACACUGCCGGGGACGGGCGAAUCAGCAUGCGCCGCCAAUCCUGUUCGAGCGAGAAGAUGGAGGAUCUUCUGGAGCUAUCUGCCGGAUUGGUGUCUGACUAUUCUGUUCUGGGUGACAAAGCUGAUUGAUAAGGUGGAUGGAAACAGGAGACUGUUCUCGGUGACAGACGAAAGUCUGGCUCACCCAUAUGCCAACCCAGAGCGGGUACCCGUAUGGCUUCUGGGUGUCAUCUGCGGCCUGGUCCCUGCUCUCUUCAUGAUUCUCACUGCCGCGUUCAUCCGCCGAUCAUUCUGGGACGCCCAUUCCGCCAUUCUUGGAUUCGUCCUGAACUUGGGUCUGACCGUGACGUUUACAAAUGUUGUCAAGAUUACGGUCGGCCGUCCCCGACCCGACUUCUUCGCUCGGUGCCAGAUCCCAGAUAGUAUCACUUCGAACCCAAUCCACGGCUUGACCUCAUGGACGGUCUGCCAGAACCUCGUGAAUAUCAAAGAAGGGUUCAGGAGCUUUCCGAGUGGGCACAGUAGUUUUGCUUGGGCGGGAAUGUGGUACCUUAUUCUCUAUGCCGCCGCUAAAAUGCGCAUCAACAACCGCCGAGGGCACACCUGGAAAGCGUGGCUCUUGCUUGCUCCUCUACUCUGCUCCACUCUUGUCUCGAUCAGCCGGACCAUGGACUACAGGCAUCACGCGACGGACGUCAUUGCUGGAGGUAUAGUCGGGAUCGCGACCAGCUGGUUCUCAUACCGCCAGUACUAUCCUCCCGUCUGCUCCCCACAAUCGUACAAGCCCUACUCCCCUCGCAUUCCCCACCCCGAUGCAGAGAAAAGCUCGCUUCCGCUACACAACAAGCCUCGCCGGUCUAGCUCAGAGAACCUCACGUCCGCUUAUGGUUCAGGCACCGGCGGGGCCGGGGUGGAGCAUGCGGGCUACAAGAACCCGUAUGAUGGGUAUCCGCCGAGAAGGGAGGAGGAGAGCGUGAUGGUACAUGAAGGGCAGAGGGAGGAGGAGGAGCGGCUGGGUAUGCGAAGUGAGGAUGUGGAGACGGUCCAGAGGUAG
Dioszegia hungarica is the source of this 1062-nucleotide messenger RNA. Its product is annotated as putative phospholipid metabolism-related protein. The transcript has 7 exons. NCBI's taxonomy places the organism in Eukaryota, Fungi, Basidiomycota, Tremellomycetes, Tremellales, Bulleribasidiaceae. The coding region runs from base 1 to 1062 and encodes 353 amino acids. The record is from RefSeq and is a predicted model, not a curated record. Gene Ontology annotation, biological process: phospholipid metabolic process. Gene Ontology annotation, molecular function: phosphatidate phosphatase activity.